This is a messenger RNA of Apis laboriosa (Himalayan honeybee), 5202 nucleotides long. RefSeq names its product inositol polyphosphate-4-phosphatase type I A. The coding region runs from base 746 to 4744 and encodes 1332 amino acids. Gene Ontology annotation, molecular function: phosphatidylinositol-3,4-bisphosphate 4-phosphatase activity. The transcript has 21 exons. Gene Ontology annotation, cellular component: cytoplasm. The record is from RefSeq and is a predicted model, not a curated record. NCBI's taxonomy places the organism in Eukaryota, Metazoa, Arthropoda, Insecta, Hymenoptera, Apidae.
CGGAUGCUUUUUUCUCCGUUAUUAUAGUAACAAGAAUAGAAGUUAUUAGGUAGUAUAUAACAAUUUUUUUAUUCACCGUAACGUUGGAAAUAUGAAGAAUAUAAUUUUUAAUGGAAUAUGUAUGAUUUGUAUUACAAAUAUUUCGAUCGCUAUAAUCAGAAAUUUUAAAAAAUUUAUGUUCCUGUGUAUAUAUAUAGUGCAUAUACGCGCAAUACGAUGAAAAGUUGAUUCAUUUACAAGCAAUCAACAAUCUGACUAGCAUCAUAUGGACAUAAUAUCCUAGUUUUCGCAAAUGACCAAACGUCGGCACGGCAACUACGUUUACCCUGAGAAACAGAAAAAAAAGAAAAUGGAUACAAUAUAUAGAAACUGAAAAGAGAAAUAUCUAUCUGAAGAAGAAAGAUAUUUCAUACCAGAUGCAAUUUGGAUAAUAAAACUUAAAAGGCUGCCAUAGCUGUGAAGAAUAGAUACGAAUUGAGAUACGAAGAAAUGACAUCUUAAUACAUCAUUAAGGUAUGUUCAUCAAUGGAAUAACUGCCAAAUCUUUUUCAUUAUUUUUUAUUCCAUCCAAAUAUUCAGAAAAAGCUUGAAUUAAUGUCGAUAUGGCGGAAUCUAAAUCGCAAGUUCCAUUACCCAAAACGAUGCGGAUUUUUUUAUAAUUGAAUAACUUUGACUAUAAUAAUAUAUAAGAUAACAAGAAGAAAUAGAAAUACAUAACGGACAACAUAGUUAUUACUUUGAAUGGAUGUAUUCCGCGAUGCGGUUUAACAAGCAAGAACUAUUGACUUUGGCUACACAACCUUCGCAGAAAUUUGAGAAAGAGGGUAUAUUAUACGUGCGUGAACGUCAAGAAGGCUUCUUUCGCAGAACUGAAAGUACAGGUAGAAAAUCAAACAACAAAUGUCAAAAGGGAAAAACACAUAAGACACUACGAGACUUCAGUUGCGUUACAGCCAGUACAAGUAAAGUAAGUUUGGAGAGAUGGUGCAGGUUGCGGGGGAACUUAUUAUUUUAUUUCAAAUCGCGGGACCAAUGGUCGGAACCAUUAGGUGUGAUAAUUCUCGAACAAUGUUUUGUUCGAGUGGAGCAACCGAGCAAUCAGAUUCCAUAUGGAUUCAGUAUAGUUUUCGACGGAGGUUUAUUCCAAGCAUUAGGUGCAAACUCAGCUGAAGAAAGAGACAGUUGGUUACAAGCUCUUCAACUUGCUAGUUAUGAGUGCAUGCGAAGUCAAUUAUUAGCAUUGCAACAACGCAUAGAAGCAUUUAGUGGGCAUAAACACGAUACUGAUAUCCAUAUGUUACGCUUACAACGUGCAAUUUCAACAGAUCCUGCUGAAAUACCAAUAUGUGAAAUAUCAUUAGCAUGCGAUAAUCUUCUUUGUGAUGGUCACGGUCGACCACCUAAUCCUGUUCUAGAAAUAGAUGUACAAGUGAAGAAUUCGAAAACUUGGAUAAAAUAUGCGCGAACUGAAGUCGUAGAGCGAAGCAGCAAUCCCGGUUUCUUAACAACUGUAACCUUCCGAACAAGUGAUGGCCUAAGCACUGAAACGAAAGUAAGAAUAUCCGCGUAUGAUGUUAGGGAACGCGUAAGCCAAACAGCGACACCGAUUGGAAGCGCAAUUGUUACGUUGAAUACGAUUCAGGAUACACCUAGAUUAAGAAUACCUUUGAAGUCGGCAAAAACAACAACAGUUGGUUUCUUAACAAUUAACGUGUGGAAUUUAGAGGCAGAAGAUAGAGGAAAUAGCACAGAGAGUACUCCAUCGAAAGAAGCUUCUUCUGGAGGCAAUCACCAGAUACUUUCACACAGACGAUCCCAAUCAUUACCACCAAGAUUAGGAACGAAAAUCAAAUUACCACAUCAAGGACAGCUUAAGCUUCUUUUUGCCAAUCCAUAUAUACAAACAUACAGAUUUCACUCUGGUUUAGGUGGAGAUAUUUGUGUACAUGAAAUUAUGGCAGAAAGUAAACUUUGUUUCCAAUUCCCACAACAUUUACUUGCAAUUUGGAUUCAAGAAGAAAAAGAGCUAUUGCAAGAAGUGGCCGGUAUGGGCGAAUUGCGAGAACCUUGGCAUACAAAGCAAGUAGAAUUGCUCGAUCGUCAUCUUCAUCUUUUACACCUUUAUUCUCAAGCUAAAGAAAAUUUAGCUGCAUUUAAAGGAAGUUAUUUCAAACGAUCAUCACGUAGGAAUGAUAGAACCCUUGAAUUUGCGCCUGUUAACUUACAUCUUCAAAGAAUGUGGGUGCAUAAUGAUACUCUAAACAGAUGUGGAUUUUACGAUUUUAUUACUGUCGGAGCAUUUACCGCACAUUCGCAUAAAAGUAAAAAUGGUGGACUCAUUAGGUUGUUACAAGCUUUAAAAGAAUCGCCAACACGUAACAAUCACUUGUACCAAGGAACCUCAAAAAUAAUUAUGGCACACGAUGCCAUUCAGGCGAUUAAGCAACUUAGACGAGAUGUUGUCGAUGCGAUGCGUGCUUUAAUGAAACUUGCAAAAGACAAACAAACCAGUGGAAUGUUACCAAUUUGCGAAGAUAUGAUUACAAAAACUAGAAUUUUGCUUAGUCUUUGGGAUCCUGGAUUGGUCGAGGAAGCAUUAACCUUUUUAGAGGAAUAUAAAGUAGCUAAGGUUCACGAAACAUCGAAUGAAAAUUCUCUCAAUUUAGAUUUUAAAACAAAUCAAUCGUUAUCUCCUUUCAAAAGGAUUACACAACAAUUGAAUUUUGAUUUAAAAAGUCCGGAUUUUGAUGAUUUUGUUACGCCUGAUACGCCAGAAUGCAUGAAAGAUUUAUGGAUAAAAGAAACCGAUAAAAAUGGUUAUACGGCUUCGUUUAACGAACAUGUUCACGUAAAUCAUCAUAUUAAUACUAAUCAAGAUAAUGUCGAAAGGAACGAAGAAAAUUUUGUUAUUUUUCCUGAUGUUGAAAAUGAUAGUAAGAAUUCUGAAAUUGAAGAAAAUUGCAUGGAAACUAAUCAAAAUGUUGACGAUGGGAACAAUCCUGUUAAUGAAACUAUUGCUAAUAUCAAAUCUGAGAGUAAUGAGGAAAAAGAGGAGGAAAUUAAAAUUGACAUUGAUCCAUGCAAACGGUUUUUAGAUACUCAAAAAAUGUGCAAUUCACCUUCUGCUAAUUAUUAUAAGCCUACUGACGAACCUGAGCCCUGGGAUCUAACUCAAUUAAAUAUUGAAGCAAGCGUAAUGUGUUUAGUAUCGAAAGUGAAAUUUCUUUGUGGAAGGUGCAGUAGUCCUGCAGUACGAUUGCGAAAUAAAAAUGUUGUUGGAAGAUCACAUAGUCUAAAAGGAUGUAUUCCAAAUAAUCGUAAUAAAAAUGCCCAAGUUGUAACAAUUCAACCAAAAAAUGAUAUUAAAAACGACGAAUCGAGUAAAUUGCUUGAAAGCGUGGAAAAUAGUUCAAAUUUUCGACAACAAUUGAGUCCAGGUUCGGAAAUGACGAUGCCAGCUUUUUCUAAAGCUAAAGAAGUGUGUCAAGCUGUCGAUUCGAUGACGAGAGUGAUUAAAUGCAAUUCGGGACAAAGGAAUAAAUUCACCGAAGGUCUAGAUUUUGCCUCGAUCGUCGAUUGGACAAGUGAGCUAAGACCAAGUAUGAAAAAACUACGACAAGCUAUGGAUGGUUUGCUGAAAACUGCUCGAUUGACUCAUUCGGUAUUCAGAGUGCAAGAAGAUCCGAAAGCAGCUCAACGUGCUUGCAAUGUUCGUUAUAGACGAGAUGUCUGUUUCAGUCAAGCAUUGACUAGUCUAGUAUCGGGAUUGAUGGCGAAACUUUGGUGUCAAAGACCUGAUCCUAUGUUUCUUUUAAUCUUAACCACUCUUGGUCCUCUGGUUUCAUUUGAAGGUCUUCUCAGUUAUUAUGGAGAUGAAAUAGAUAUGUGGGGAGAUAUGACUAUAGCGAUAGAAGAUAUGCAUACAGUAACUUUUACGUUGACUAGAUGUGGCAUCGAACCAAGGCUUGAAAGAAACAGUAAUACUCCAUUUCAACAACCAUUACCAAAAGUUCUUGGUUCUCGAGCAGCUUUAACAGUGAUACUUCCAGUCCCAGAUGCGAUUUAUUCUCUUCUUCCACUAGUCCCUUCUUCUAGACAAACAAUUUCCUUCAAUGUUACUCCCGUUUUUUUUAAUGUUGGUAUUAAUGAAAUGGCUUCCUUGGCAGAAAGUCUCGGAACCACAAAACCGCAAGAAAAAAGCAAUAUGGAUAAUUUUGAAAGACUAAAUGAGUAUUAUUUACGAUUCAAAAAACUUAAUUUGCCGACAGAGACAUCGUCAACACGACUUGGUGCAAGAUCACCGCUUGGUCAAACUUUAAUAGAACUGAUGACCAAUUUAAAAGCAAGUGUUCAAGCCAAAGUAAAUAAGAACGUUGAAAUCUUACAAUUAUCCUCUCAAAUUUGUCGGAGAAUGCGCGGUUUGAGAUUUACUAGCUGCAAAAGUGCAAAAGAUCGCACUGGAAUGUCUGUUACGUUGGAGCAAGUGAACAUUUUAACCGCCGAGUAUCAUCUAGCCGAGCACGAAUACAUAAGAGCGCUCGACUGUAUGCGAAGGUUAAUUUUUAUAAAAAAUAAUGUGUAUAUAUGCCUGCGCGCAUGUGUGAUCUAUGUGUUAUGUAUAAUAUAUACAGUUAAUAUAAUUGUUUUGAAAAUAUAUUCAAAUAGUACGAAGGGUGUCGGCGAGAGAAUACAUGGAAAAAUAUUGGAAUUCGGAAAUACGCGUUUAAUAGUUUGCAAAUACUGACAUUUCCGAAAUUGUAUCGUCCACCAACAGGAACUUAUGGAUCGGCGCAAACUUAAAAAAAAGGUUUAAAUAGUAAAAAAUACUUGAUUUUUCCAGAAUGUAUAUGAUAACAGUAUGGCAUGAAUCCAUUCGAAUGAAAAACAAAAAAAUGGAUUAAAUUAGAUCGAACUUUACUUGUACAAAUUAUGCAUAUAUAUACAUAUAUGUAGUUUUUAUUCUCUUAGACUCGAUAAGACACGAGUCAAAUCGUUAUGAAAUCAAAAAUUCUAUUUGUUUGGUAUAAUGUAUACAUGCACAUGUUAUGUGUGCUUGAUCGAUUUAUCAUGGAAACGAAAGCGAGUGCCAUUUUAUUUAGUCUAUCACGUGUUAGUAACAAAGAUUGUAAAAUUUUUAAAUGACAUAUUUUUAUUAUUUCUGUAUAUAGUACUUUACUUUAGAUAAAGAUAUAGAAAAUGUAA